Alligator sinensis (Chinese alligator) is the source of this 385-nucleotide messenger RNA. It is a transcript of the gene DEXI, whose product is annotated as Dexi homolog. The record is from RefSeq and is a predicted model, not a curated record. The coding region runs from base 81 to 362 and encodes 93 amino acids. NCBI's taxonomy places the organism in Eukaryota, Metazoa, Chordata, Crocodylia, Alligatoridae. The transcript has a single exon.
GAGAGCGCUGCUCCCGCCGCUCGCCCGCCCGCCUGCGCCCGCGCACAUCUGCUGCCGGCCCCCCGCCGCUGCACAGCUGCAUGCCCGCCGCCGUCUCCGCACAUCUGGAUUCGCUGGAGUCUCGGGCCUUCCAUGCGCUGCGGGUGCUGCCCUAUAUGUUUUACGUGGGCUUGUUCUUUGUCAACGUGCUGAUCCUGUACUAUGCGUUUCUCAUGGAGUACAUCGUCCUCAACGUAGGCAUCGUCUUCCUGCCCGAGGACAUGGACCAGGCGCUGGUGGAGCUGGGCGUGCUGUCGGACCCCGGCUCCGUGCUCUACGACACGGACAGCGAGCUGGACGUCUUCGAUGGCUACCUGGAGUGAGCGGCCCCGGCCCCGGCCGCUGC